Fusarium oxysporum Fo47 is the source of this 3353-nucleotide messenger RNA. RefSeq lists its product as uncharacterized. The transcript is spliced from 7 exons. Lineage: Eukaryota; Fungi; Ascomycota; Sordariomycetes; Hypocreales; Nectriaceae. The record is from RefSeq and is a predicted model, not a curated record. The coding region runs from base 1 to 3207 and encodes 1068 amino acids.
AUGGCCGAAGGGUUCUGCUUUGCCGAAAAGAAACCUCCUCGCCCUGGACAGUUCUCGCGGAAACCUAAACCUGUGCAGCCUCAAGCAGCUGGUAAUUCCCAAUUCUUUCCUAUGCCAACAAACAUUCCUGCUGAACACUCUCCACUCAGUCCACUACGCGCUCCUGUCCAGAUCCAUAGGCCUGCAGCACCUUUAGAUCUCCCUGAGCUUGGUCUAACAGGGGGCAAAGUUCCCUCUGAGAGAUCCUCUCAUUUUUACGAUGAAAACCUCACAGAAAUUGGAUCUCUCUUUGAUGCUUCUCGCUUCGGUAAAGAGGCUACCAAAGCUCAAAUUUCUCAACAGGUGGAAAAACAAACGAAGAUUUCUCUGCCUCACAUCAAAGGCCAUGGGCACCGGCUAGAAGAUCUAAAACUUCCCCUUCCACAUAUUACGCGUGUUGACCGAGUCUCGCAUCAAGCGCCCUCCUCCAGUGUUUGUGGUGACCUGGAGACCCCUGUUCCCCGGACUCCCAUGACCACUACAAAGUCUCGAAAUCGUGUAUCCCGUGGUCACUGGGCGACUCAGCCCCCAUCGGCAUCUAAAUACCAUAGAGUGUCCGACAGGAACAAUGAUCGCCCGGCUUCCAGGAGCAGCAAUAUCUUCAGAAAACGCUCUGCUAAACAGAGAGUCUAUCCUCGACCAACGUUUGAGCCUGACCGAAAGAAAAUUGCAAUGCAGAACGUGGCUGAAUACUGGAAUGAGUGUAUACAGAUCGCCGAAGCUGAGCGUCAGGAGGCCCUUCAAGAGAUUACACUUCUUGAGGACAAGUCUCUGCAACUCAUAUGGGAAAAAGAUUCCGCGAUUGGAGAUUCGAAGAGUCGCCUUGAUAAGUUACAAGAAGAAGGAUCUCUGGCGGAAAAGGAAACUCAAAUAUUACAGUGUAAGAUUGAGUCUCUUCGCUCCGACUUAAUCAAAUCUCGAGAUCGCGAGGCAGCCACUCAUGAAAAGUAUCGCAAACACCGGGCAAAGCUUAAUGAAGCUAUCAAAGAACAGCAGGAUCUCUUCUCACGGGCUCGUGGUCUUCACAAAGAAGCGAACGAUGAGCUGCAAAAGGAGAGAGACAGGCGCGAGAAAGAGGCCAAAGCAGUUGAGCUAGCACUGGAGGACAGUCACAGGAAGCGCGAAGAACUCAAAUCUUGCAUUGAAAAGUAUCGAUCUGAGUCUGAGCAAGAAGCACAGAAACAAAACCACACAAUUUCCGAGCUGCAACUGAGGCUUGAAAAUCAGGAGAAGGAAAUAAAUCGACAAAGGGAAGCAGCGACUGAACUUCAGAACCGUCUGAAAACGGAAUCAAGCUUGCUGGAUGAGGUGAAAACGUUCCGUUCUGAUAUGUCCUCACUAAAGGAAAGCAACGAGAAGUACAAUGAGUGGAGUGAGAAACAGGGAAGGCUAACAGACACCCUUUUGGAGAAACUCGAGCUGAUGAACAAUCAUUUGGAGUCGCGCAGUGAUGGUCAACUGACUAAUGAAGAGGUCAAGAUGAUGGCGGAUAGGUUAGAAACGAACAUUGUCUCCUGUUUGAUGUCUGAGAUACAGAAGAUUAUCUCGUCUCAAAGCGAUGCAAAACAGUCAGCCGGAUCUCUUCAAGACACCAUCCAGAAGCACUUCGAGAAGCUGCAUAACAACAUAGCCGAUCAGCAGGAGACUCAAUCGAAAGGCCAGAAGUGGCAUGAGAAAACACACCAAGCUCUUGUUGAGCAUCUAGGCGACAUUUCUGCCAAAACUCUCGCGACCCAGAAGACCUGCGACGAAACAAAUAAAAACCUAGCCAGACUUGCUACUGGUCAUUCAGUUUGGCAAGAAAAUCUCCCAACUCAUCUUGGUGAUGAGAUCGCAAAACAGCUUCAAGACCGCGAAUCAAAGAUCGGGGAACUGGAGGAAACCCUGCAGCAGAUCUCUCAAGAAUGGACUAAGAAGCUCGAUCUCAUGAAAACUUCCAUGCAUGAGAACGACGAACAGGGCAAGGAAUACUUGCAGGCAACUAUUUGUGAGAUCAAAACUACACUCACGAAACAGCUUGAACAGGAAAGGGUUGCUUCGGAGAAAGACAUUUCCAAGUCUGAAACCAUGCACGCCACAGUAGCGGCACAUCUUCAACAAGUCAAGAUGCAACUCGAAGGAAUGUCAUCGAGUGGUCCAGAGUCUCAGUUGUUGCGCGAGACGUUGGCUGAAGAACGUAAGAAAACUCACGACCUACAAAAUCAGCUUACUACUCUGGAGGGCAACUCAGGUGUAAAUGGAGAACUAUUCCAGAGACAACUCCAAGAUCUCAAAGCAAUCGAUGCUUUGAAGAACCAGCUAGAAGGGAUGACCGAGCGGGUUCCUCGGGUUGAAAGUCUAAACACGACAUUCAACAAAAUGGUUGAUCUCAAUCAGGUAAUGCAGUCUACCGCUUUAUACCUGAGCAAAGAACGCCAUUGGGUCAAUGAGCAACUGGGUAUCACAUCGCAACCUGUCGGCGCCCAUGCACCACGGCAGAGAGAGACUGGAACUCAGUCGGCUUGCUUUGAUGAGCAACGCUCGGAAGAGUCUAACUCGUGUGUUCAAGAGAAGAGUGCUGACACGAAGGGAUCAGCAAGUCUAAGUGACCUCACUACUCUUGAUUUACAUUGCCAGGGAGAAAGAUAUCGUCGUAAAGUCGUCGUAGCCAGCCCGGCAUUGGAAGCAUCUUCACCGGCGACCGCCCCGUCGGUAACACAAGAGCAAGCAAGGCGCCGAGAAGGCUCCAAUCCUCGAUCUAUCCUACGGCUUUCGACUGCCUCGACGCAGGAAACCGAGCCUGUCAGGCCACCUGUAAAUCAUAGUCAAUACAACAGGCCUGUGAUGGCUAAAGUCAAUUCGGCUACAGGCUGUAGCAACCCCGAGAUGGUUGAACAGAUUCUGUCGGGUUUAAUUCAGUCAAAACCUGCACAUCUUAACUGGGACUUCCCUACUAUGGAGGAUUUUGUCAAAGAAAUUCUGCCAGAUGGCAAGGAUGACGGUAGUAUCGGGAAAAAGCACAGUAUCUCCUUUGUGGAUGAGGAAGAGGAUAUCACCUAUCCCGUUAAACGAGUCAAGUUGGACGAAGCGCCAGCCGACUCGCAACCCGAGAGUACAGAAAAGUACAGACAGACCUUUGUUGCUUCGAACACGCCAUGUGAUCCGAAAGACGUACUCGAAGCAGUCUAACUAAUAUGCUCACAAACGCAAAGACUGCAGGGUAAUCAUCAUGAUGUAGUAACAUCAUAGGCCUGGGGACUGCGCAGGUUCACCAAUCACUAGACCUAUCAAUUCUGAGGGAGCAUGGGCGACCAAAACUUGAAGGCUCAACUUUG